Messenger RNA from Varanus komodoensis (Komodo dragon), 756 nucleotides. RefSeq names its product trypsin-like. Gene Ontology annotation, biological process: proteolysis. Gene Ontology annotation, molecular function: serine-type endopeptidase activity. The transcript has 5 exons. The coding region runs from base 1 to 756 and encodes 251 amino acids. The record is from RefSeq and is a predicted model, not a curated record. Lineage: Eukaryota; Metazoa; Chordata; Lepidosauria; Squamata; Varanidae.
AUGCCGUCUGCUCUCCUGCAAUUGCUGGCUGCCAUUCUGUUCCUGUCAUCUUCAGCCACCGCAGCAGAAGAACGGAUAAUUGGUGGAAAACCUUGUCCACGCAAUUCUCAGCCAUGGCAGGCUGCACUUUUUACUGGCUUCAGGCUGAACUGUGGAGGGACUUUGAUCAACCGUUCCUGGGUGCUCAGUGCUGCCCACUGUAGAAAAAGAACACCCUUCUUUGUCCGCCUUGGGGAGCACAGCCUCAGCAAAAUCGACUGGACUGAACAAAUAAAACUGGCAACAAAAGUCAUUGUGCACCCUGGCUAUAACCCGCGAACCAAGAACAAUGACAUCAUGCUCAUCAAGCUGCUGAUUCCAGCCUGCCUGACCAAAAACGUCCAGCCCCUCAGUCUGCCUACCAGAUGCCCUGUGCCUGGGACCAAGUGCCUCGUUUCAGGCUGGGGUACAACAACAAGCCCCCAAGCAACAUUUCCAGAUGUUUUGCAUUGUGCAAACGUCACCAUCGUCAGUCACAAUGUUUGCCAAGCCAUCUACCCCACGUACGUCAACGAGAACAUGGUCUGUGCUGGCAGGACGGAAGGAGGCACAGAUGCUUGCCAGGGCGAUUCGGGUGGCCCCCUUGUCUGCAACGGGGAGCUGCAGGGGAUCGUAUCCUGGGGGCCCCAGAUAUGUGCACAACCCUAUAGGCCAGGAGUCUAUGUUAACGUCUGCAGAUAUGUGGAAUGGAUCCGAGACACUAUAAGCAGAAACUGA